AUGGCUAGACAAUUGCGAGUACUACUUGCCCAAAACUCUACAUUAGCAGCCCGCGCUAUUCUUAAUGAAACGCACAUUCAUGCAAGACUUGCAUCCACGAUUUUAGAAGUCCGGCCUUGCCUUCCAGUGACGAAUUUCUCUUUCAUUUCUAAAUCUGCCAUUGAUAAUGACACGUGUUACGAAUUUCCGCCCAUCGAGGUGAGAGUAUCUUAUCACUCCAUUCAAGGAUUCUUAGACCCAACUACAAUGAUCGUAUCUCAAUUCUCUAAAACAAUUUCGUGUAGCCUUUCACGCUACGUUCCAGUUCAAAUACUAGGUAAUCUUUACCAAGUGGACCAAUUGAUUGGCACCACAACUAUGAUACCUAAAUCACAGAUUUCAUCAAUUAGUAAUAGCGCCUUCUCACUUUUACAAUCUCUUCAAGCCUUACCCAAUAUUCCAACUACUAUCUUCCAUCAUAUGUUAAUUAGCAACUUAACCGAAAGCUUCCCAUCUGUUCAUCUGGCUGCGGCCGCGCACUAUAUGAGUAUCCAACAAACGAUUAACGAGCACAUGUCGCGAAUAACAAUGCAUGGUGAGGAACCUUCUGCCGCUCAAGGAUCAAUAUUUGAACAACUCAGAGUAUUCACAAUGUUUGAAUUACUAUGGAACGUCUGGAUAUCUACAGUCUCCUUCAUAAUUACAAUUAAGUUAAUCAGUAAAGCGUUUGUGCGAUUGAUAGUUCCUAACCUUCUCAAAACUUGGCAAGUUUUGCGUCGCGAGCAACGUGAGCAGAAUGACUCCGCUGGAACCAACAUUGACAUUGUCAUACAAACUGCUGGUGCAGCGACAGAAUUAAGAUCAUCUACUCCGCAAGACAAGCGCUCAAAACAAAACUUUUGGCCACCGCGCAUAUCUAUCCCUAACUCCAUAUCAGACGUAGCUACUUUAGGUAAUACGUUCAGUGCGCAAAUUUGCAGGAAAUUGAAUCAAAUAUACUGCAGCUUCCUGAUAGAUACAGGAUCAGCAUUGACGCUAACCUCCUCUGAUUGGAUUGAUACUCUCGGCGUAUCAAUGACCCCUGACGUGAGCGAUGCGAUAGGUGUCUCGGGGCAUACAUUGAAUAUCAAGGGUUUUGCCAAAGUAAACUUCACGAUAGCCAACAUUACAACUCAAGGUAAUCUAUACUUCACUGAUAACUCGUAUAUUCGAAAGACGUCAUAUGACGUUAUAAUAGGUUGUGACAUUAUGAGGCACUUUCCACCCUUCGCAAUCGAUAUCAAUAAUGGAUUACUUACAAUAGGAGGAACCCGCCUACGAUUAGGCGAUCCGCGAAUAGUAAAACUAACCAAUAGCUCUGUCCGACUGAGUAGUAAUACGACGAUACCUCCCAACACUGAAAUGUUUGUAAACUGCAUUAUCGAUGGAAAUGUAUCCCAGCGUACGGAUGGAUUCCUGAUCGAGACCAUUGAUCCACGGUUAUAUGACUUGGCGAUAACUCCUGGUAUUAUCAGACCCAUCUCGGGUGAUGUUCGGAUACUCAUUUCCAACCCAAGUAAUCAUCCCAUCAACUUAUAUAAGAAUACUAGAAUCACUUCAGCAUCGGAGAUCAUAGAAACAGGAGCCCGUGACCUCUCCUAUUCGGCCAUUACCUCCGAUCCUAAUCCCAAGGAUAUCAUCGUGAGGGCCUUACUGGGGAUGGGUGAUCCUGUCGCAUUGAUAGAAGACGACAGUAGCCUCAUCACCACCACGUUGAACACAUCUCAACAACGUGUUCUUCGAUGCCUAAAUGGCAACACCACUAUCUUAUUUCAACAAGCACCGGCUGGUACCGGUAAGACGUUUUUUAUUGCUGCUUAUGUCAAAGAACGUUUGCAGACAUUACCUACAUCUGGUGCCAUGCUCGUCACUGCAACCACUAAUGCUGCAGUUGCUAAUUUAGCCGACGCCAUCUUGACUAUUCAGCCUGACCUAUCGCGACAUACACUCCUAUUCAUGCAGUCGCUCACGGCCGAGAAACGACACGCGGACGGCCCGGCCACCAGAGAUCAGUAUCGAUUGCCGGAGAUCCUUGACGAUGCCGUUCAACAAAACCUCAUUACGAAUCCCACGGAUCUCCACUUCGCUCGACGGUACAUUGCCCGUCGACUGAGCCAUGAUGGCCGCCCCGAUCGCGAAGAUAGAGCCUUAAAACUGGUACUAUCCAUUGGGCAGUACAAGAUUUUUGUUAUGACCAUUGCGAUGGCAGAAAAUCUUCAUCGCGUACUAUGGCCCUUCAUCACACACUGCAUUAUAGAUGAAGCCGGUCUCGUGCCCGAUGCUCAGUUGUAUGGCCUUAUGCCAAGCAACUGCCAGCCUACAAGGCCAACAUCCUUGACAAUCUCGUUCCAUAUGGCUUCAUGGGUGCGGUUCAAACGAUAAUGAGAAGGCAAACUAUUCCCAUUAUUUCGCUGGACAUGAGCUACCGCUCACACCCGAUUCUCACCCGAUGUCUCUCGAGCAUGUCAUAUGAAAACGCACUCGUUGCGGCGAUUGAGAGUGGCGAACGACCAAAACUGGUCACCUCCACAUUACCACUUCCUAUUCAGCAUGUACCAGUCUUGGUUCUGCAUCUUGAAGGCGCUGACGACAUGAACUUCCUCAGGUCACGCCAUAAGGCGUUCCAAGAAUUAGCCGCACAGGCUAUUACAACUAAGUUAUUAGAGACAGAUAUCAUGGUACUCUGUUUCUACUCCGCCACGCGGGAUGCUCUGCGAGAUAUACUGGCAGAAUCGAACAUUUCUGUCCACACAAUUGACGGCUUCCAAGGAAAAGAAGCUGCCAUAGUAAUUCUGGUCACCACCCGCAUUAUCUCUGAUCAGCAGCGCAUCACUGUCGCGCUCUCCAGGGCCAGAGAUGGCCUCAUCAUUAUCGGUGAUAUUCUCUCUUUAAUCCGAUCACGUUCUUGGAAAACGUAUCUGAGCGAAGUAGUUAAUGACUGCUAUAUACUGGCCAUAUCAUAUGACCAGAGUCGGUCUUUGCAAAAAGGGAAGUGUAAACAUUGCACUUUUCGAAUUCUUUUCGAAUUCCCAAAAUAUGCAAUGAAAAGAUCAGAUCAAAAGAUAAAUGCAUGA
Anisakis simplex (herring worm) is the source of this 3092-nucleotide messenger RNA. The record is from the annotation of a GenBank genome assembly. Lineage: Eukaryota; Metazoa; Nematoda; Chromadorea; Rhabditida; Anisakidae.